Messenger RNA from Trichomonas vaginalis G3, 423 nucleotides. RefSeq names its product phage tail repeat-like family. Lineage: Eukaryota; Parabasalia; Trichomonadida; Trichomonadidae. The record is from RefSeq and is a predicted model, not a curated record. Bases 1 to 423 code for a protein of 140 amino acids. The transcript has a single exon.
AUGAACCCAGUAGGUUCUAUUUAUACAUCUACGGAUGCAAGAGGUCCUCAAGCAAUGUUUGGUGUUGGUGCAUGGGAACAAAUAGUCGACAGGUUUUUGUAUUGUGCAAACUCAUCAAAGGAAACAGGGGGAAGUAAAACGAUUACAGGUGAAAAUUUACCUGCACACAGUCACUACAUAGAUUUAAGCACAUCUCAAGCGGGUUGGCAUAAGCAUAGAUAUUGGGAUUGGUCAGGAAUGACAAAAGGUAAAGGAUAUGAUGUUAAAGAUGACGUUAAGUUUGCUAUAAAUUGUUACUGGAGUGACACUCAGGGAGAAGGAAACCAUACACAUUUCGUUUCAGGAUAUACACAAACAACAGGACAAAGUAAAGAAUACAUGCCACCAUUUAUGACAGUUUACGCAUGGUAUAGAGUUCAAUGA